Molecule: messenger RNA, 1380 nt
Organism: Calliphora vicina (urban bluebottle blowfly)
Lineage: Eukaryota; Metazoa; Arthropoda; Insecta; Diptera; Calliphoridae
Gene: mTTF
Product: mitochondrial transcription termination factor
Exons: 3
Coding region: 56-1345 (429 amino acids)
Biological process (GO): regulation of DNA-templated transcription; termination of mitochondrial transcription
Cellular component (GO): mitochondrial matrix
Molecular function (GO): double-stranded DNA binding
Source: RefSeq, a predicted model, not a curated record
UUCUUUGCCUAAACAAUUAAAAAAUGUUAUUUUAUUAGAAAAUAAAUAAUAGAGAAUGUGGCGUAAUUUAAUAAAAACCUUUGAACGAUCUAUAGUUUUAACUUCUAAACAAAUUUCUUGUAAAAAUAACGCAUUAUGUACAAAUUUAACUAAUCGGCAAACACAACAUAGAUUCAUAACAUGCUCUGCUGUACUACGUAAUACAGAACAUUUGUGUGCUGUGCCACCUGGAGGAGGUGAAGGUGAUGCUGAAUAUAUAGUACCUUAUAAACCAGAAUUAGAAAAACGAGACAAUGCCAAAAAGUUAAUAGAAACUUUACGCAGUAGAUUUCGUCUCAGCGCGGAAGAGGUGGAACAUAUAAUGACAGAUGAAGUGGUGCUAAAGUCGUAUCGCCAGAAGUCUUUAAUGGACACCUUGGAUACCUUAUGUUUGGAGGGGGUUACAAAACAGAAUUUUGUAGAAUAUCCUUGGCUUAUAACUCUAGAUAGAAAAAGAUUAAGUGAGAAAUUAAUAUUAUUAAAAUCUAUUAAUGGUUUUCGCGAUAUUAAUGAUUUUGUGCCAUUUUUACGUUUACAACUACCCAGACUACGUAAAUUGGUGGCUGCCUUAAAUAGGGAGGCUAAUCAAGUGUCGAAUGGUAAUCGAGUUUAUUUUAUAGCCGACCAACUAAAUGUAUUGCCCUGCAUAGUCACAAAAUAUUUGGCCAAACGUUUGUUUGUCUUAGAAAUGCCAUUGGAAAUGUUUAAAACGAACCUGCAGCACAUGAUUAAAUACAAUGUGGAACCUAUGAAUAUAUUAAAAGAUUUAUGGGGUUUUCGUUAUGCUCCCCGGGCUGUGGAAUUGCGUUUAAAGAGAGCUUUACUUGCUAAAAAGGAUAAGAUAAUGCCCUGGAUGGUUAGAUGUCCGGAGCCGAUAUUGCAAAAAUCAUUGCAGCUUUCUUUAGACGAACUAGAAGUUUUGAGCGGCAAAACCUCGGUGGCCGAGUAUGUAGGCGAACGUUUAGGUUUUAGCGCCGAAGAAGCUCAGGCCAUUAUGGACAGACAUCCUCAGGUUAAUACAGUAAGAGUUACGAAAAUUAAAGAAGUUUUAGACUAUCUUUUGGAUGAGGCUAAAUUUACGCGCUAUGAAAUCGCUCAGGUACCGCGCAUUUUGUGUCACAGUUUGGAGACCACCAAACAGCGUAUGGAAGAAUUGAAGAAGUAUGGUUGUAGACCCUCCAGUUUGGUUAUAGUUUGUCGCAGUAAACGGGAAUAUGAAAAAUUCCUUAACCAAUGGCAACAGAGUUAUAAUCCCAAUAGAGCUGUUGGUAAUGAGGAUGUGAAAGCAGAAAUUCCAAAAGACUAAUAAGACUUAAACAUGUUGUUGUAGUUUUAAUAAAA